Molecule: messenger RNA, 6067 nt
Organism: Oncorhynchus mykiss (rainbow trout)
Lineage: Eukaryota; Metazoa; Chordata; Actinopteri; Salmoniformes; Salmonidae
Product: neural cell adhesion molecule 2
Biological process (GO): cell adhesion
Cellular component (GO): membrane; neuron projection
Molecular function (GO): protein binding
Source: RefSeq, a predicted model, not a curated record
GUGCUCUCCACAACCCGUAAAUAAUGAAACAGUUCAUGUCACACGGAUUUCUUCGAUAGGAUGUAACACUGCAAGUUGCACAGUCCUGCCUGCAUCCAUCAUCCGUUAGUUCGACUCCCGAACAAAUUAUUGAACUAUUAUAAACUAUACUUUUGAUAAACAAUAAUUGGAGGGAUUUGGACCUUUAAACGAAAGUCCUUUUUCUCUCGAGGGGUAUAGUGAGUGAUGUAUAAAUGCGGACUGCUCAGUGGAGUCAGGCAACGAAGGAGUAAAAAGUAAGUGCGAGCUGGGGAGCGAGCGGGGGAGCGCGCGCCAGAGAGGGAGCGAGAGAACGCCAGCGGACCUCAAGACCGAGGGCGAAAGGAGUGUCGCGGUUCCUGCUAUAAUAACAGCUACUAAAAACCUCCACUAACAGCGAACGCUGGAAGCGGUCCAUCAGCCAAACCUGCUCAAAAUGAUUAUCCAACUCCUAUGGUUUCUUGUCUGCGGCAGUCAAGCUGUUCUGCAGGUAUCCAUAUCCUUGAACAAGGUGGAGCUAAGUGUGGGAGAGUCCAAGUUCUUCAAAUGCACAGUGAUCGGAGAGCUGGUCAACCUGGAGUGGUUUAACCCCCAGGGGGAGCGCAUCGUGUCGUCCCAGCGUGUGGCCCUGCACACCGGGGAGGACAGCUCCAGGCUGACCAUCUAUAAUGCUGAGGUGGAGGACGCGGGCAUCUACCGCUGCCAGGCCACCGACGCCCAGGGACAGACACAGGAGGCCACCAUGGUGCUGGAGAUGUACCAGAAGCUGACGUUCCGCAACGUGAGGUCCCCCCAGGAGUUCCGUCACGACGAGGCGGCAGAGGUCGUGUGUGAUGUCAUCGCCUCCCCGGCACCCGCGGUCACUUGGUUCUACCAAAAGGGCUUCAGGAGCAUGGAGAUCACAGAGGAGCACUACAGCAGGUUCCAGGUGCUGCCCAACAACAACCUGCAGAUCCACAAGGUGACCAAGGCGGACGAGGGCGUGUACCGCUGUGAGGCGCGAGUGGAGGCCCGCGGCGAGAUCGACUUUGUCGACAUCGAGGUGGUGGUGAAUGUUCCUCCUGUGCUGUCGGUACUACAGCAGUCAUUCAAUGCCACAGCAGAUUACCAGGAGUCAGUGACUUUCACCUGCAUCACAUCAGGAUCCCCCAACCCCGAGGUCACCUGGCACAGGAAGGGCCAGCAGUUGGAGAGGUCAGAGCAAUAUGUCCUCAACACCAUGGAGGCAGGCAGGAGUACCCUGACCAUCCGCAACAUCAUCCAGGGGGACGGGGGCGACUAUACCUGCCGAGCCACCAACAAGGCCGGGGCAGAGGAGAGGGAGCUCUUCCUCAAAGUGUUCGUCCAGCCACACAUCACCCAGCUGCGUAACGUGACGGCGGUAGAGGGCAGCGCCGCCAUGAUCUCCUGCGUGGCUGAGGGGGAGCCGCUCCCUGAGAUCUCCUGGAGGAGAGCCAGUGACGGUCAGAGCUUCGCCGAUGGAGACAAGAGCCAGGAUGGGCGUGUGGACGUGCGGGGCCGCCAUGGCAAGUCCAUGUUGACCAUCAGUGGGGUGAAGCUAACUGACUUAGGCCGUUUUGACUGUGAGGCCCUCAGCAGGAUCGGGGGCCACCAAAAGAGCAUGUUCCUCGAUAUAGAGUACAUGCCCAAGUUCCAGACCAACCAAACCAUCUUUUACUCGUGGGAGGGCAACCCGGUAAACAUCAGCUGUGAUGUCAAGUCCAACCCGCCCGCCACCAUGCUGUGGAGGAGAGAACGCCUCACCAUCUCAGCCGAGGGCACUGCCACCACACGCAUCCACACGACCGACGGCAAGUCCCUGCUAGAGGUCACCCCAGUGUCCGACAGGGAUUUCGGACGCUACAACUGCACGGCCCGGAACAACAUCGGAGUGAAAUACCAGGAGUUCAUCUUGGCCCAGGCAGACGUGCCCUCGAACCCGUACUCGGUGCGCUUGUCGGCCGUGUCACAGCGCAUCGCCACGGUGACAUUCAUGAAACCCGACUCACAUGGCGGUGUACCCAUUGGCCACUACCUGGUCAACUACAAAGAAGUGGGCUCGCAGGACUGGAGAGACGUCAAGUCACAUGGCGUCCAGACGAUAGUACUGCUGACAGGCCUAGAGCCCAACACCACCUACGAAGUGCGAGUGGCUGCAGUCAAUGGGAAGGGCCAGGGGGAGUUCAGUCACACGGAGUCCUUCCAGACUUUACCCAUACGUGAGCCCAGCCCUCCGGCAGUGCAUGGCCAGAGAGGGAUGGGAAAGACCUACCGGCUGGGCCUUGUCAAGCAAGACGACGGGGGCAUGCCCAUCGUGGAGUACAUUGUCAAGUACAAGACAGACAAGGAGGAGCAGUGGAUGACGAAGCUGGUGUCGGGGCAGCAUGACUUUGCCUUGCUGCAGCCGCUGCAGUGGAACAUGCGCUACGAGGUGGAGAUCACAGCUCGCAACGUCAAGGGCCUUUCGGAGCCCACCUUCUACCAGUUCUUCAUGCCCCAGAAACCCGACAUCAUAGCAGACUCCCUGUUCAGCGGCCUAGGGUUGGGGCCUGUGGUGGGCCUGGGCCUGGUCGGCUUCCUCCUGGUCCUCAUAGUGGUGGACGUCAGCUGCUACUUCCUGCGCCAGUGUGGCCUGCUGAUGUGUAUCACGCGCAAGCUCUGCAGCAAGAAGACGACCACCAGCGGCAAGAGCAAGGAGAUGGAGGAGGGCAAGGCCGCCUACCUGGGCGAUGGGUCCAAGGAUCCUAUCGUUGAGAUGAGAACGGAAGAGGAGAGAAUAACUAACCACGAUGGGAGCCCAGUGCACGAACCCAACGAGACUACACCUCUCACAGAGCCAGAGAAGCUACCGCUGAAGGAGGAGAACGGGAAGGAGACGCUCAAGCCCGACAUGAUCGAGAUCAAAGUGCACAGCGACAACAGCAUCCACACAAAGCGGGACGACAGUAAAGCAUAAAACGUGUGUGCCCUUUUGCCCCUCGCUGCAAACGAGAACAUUUCGGAGCAUCUUACCCUGAGAUCAAAAUACAGAAAAAAACACAACACAUAAAAAAAUAUAUGUCCAUAAGGGCCCAGAGAAAAAGAAAAGUGUGUGUAAAUACAAAUAAGAGAGAGCAAGCCAGAGAGAAAGAGAGAGGAAGACCCCAACAACAAGCGUUUAUAUGUGACUAAUCAAUUAUGUUGUUUCUAUCCAAGAUGGCUCCAGUCAAGGACACUUUGUGUUGAUCAGUGAUUGUAAUAUUGUUUCUUUUUUUCCUCUGACUUUGGUUUUGUUGUUGUUUUUUACGCCUUUGCCGUUGCUUAUCCGUUGCUUUUAUUUAUUUUCCUUCCCCCUCUUAUUCAAUCCCCAUUUGCGAAAACACCCGCUCCUAAACACAUGCAUAAACACGAACACAUACACACAUACACACCAAAGCUCUCUGUCACACGGAUAAGUACCGCCACUAUCAACUCCCACUCAAGUCUGCUGUGCCUGGUAAAAAGAUCUCCAACAGUGGCAUUUACAGAGUAAGCUACCCUACCCCCACUGCAGCAGUCUCGUCUGUAUUCUAUUGCGGCUCUGGUCUAAGAUGUGAUGUCUGGGCUGUCCUGUCUAAUGCUUGUGUACUACGCUACAUUCGCCCCUGUAUGCCUGAGUAUGCCCACUCCUCUUUGAGCUUCCGUCUCAGAGAAUGUUGAGCUUGCUCAUCGGUUAUGCCACCAUUUUGUUUUGUUUUUCUUUUAAAGAAGAUGAAAAAAUUAACAGGUACUGUAAAGGUACCUUUGUAGUUAUACUCGUCUUGGUGUGUCUGAAUGAGAGCUUCCACUGAAGCGUGUGUCUGCUGUUAUAAGUGUGAGAGCUAUUUUUGUGUAAAUAUAUUCAGCAUAUUUGAUCAAAAUCGUUUGCGUUAACUAUGCAGACCGUCUGUCUCCAUUAUUUUACUAGUGUACCAUGUAUUUCCAUAAGGUGACAGCAUGACAGGAAAAAAAUCUCUGAUGAUAACAGCUAUUUGUUAGCCAGUCGGAAAGAAUCCCCCAAGAUCCAUUAUGGUUCUAGGUGGUUACAUCUGGGAGGACUACAUGGUCAGUACACAUGGUCUGUGUGGUCAGGAAGUAAGCCAGGAAAUGUUAAAUAUUUUGAACAGAAUAUGAACAUCGUUACACCUGCCACUGUUGACCAAUGAGCUGGCUUCAUUGUAGGGGAUUGUACAAGGCUGUGUUUUAGCACUGGUUUUGAUGUGAUGCCAUGACCAAUAAUGUCAAAAACAGAGUACUGCUGUUUUUCGGCAGAAAAUUCAUCUGUACCGAGCCCUUGGAGUUAUAGGUAAUGUUUCCUGUGUAUAUGUUAACCGUCUUCAUGGUGUAUCCGUAACCAGGCUACAGCGCUUGUUAUCUCACACAACAAUAAACAACAGAGACCAUUUUGUGUUAUUUUAUGGUUACUCUGCUUUACAUGGAAUGUUAUUUUAAUUCAUUUUUUGCAGUAAAACAUUUUUUUUGACAUUCUUUCUCAGACAAGAAAAAAAACAAUUGAUGUUGACAUGAAAUUGAAAUGUGAAAAUAAUGUGGUUGUCAUACAGUUCUGUAAGUAUUUAUUGGGAAAAAAGUAGUCUAUAAAAAGGAAAAGACGGUCAUGCCCGAUAUUGUUUGUUUAAUUUGAAAGUUGUGCCACCAUUCUAUUGGCUAAAGGCGAAAACCAAUGAAUGUCGAAUUGUUCUGUUCUCAACUGCUAAAGACCAGACUCCAACACACGGGCAUAAAGUAUUUCAGUCAUGCUAUUUAGAUACACUUACAUUAUAGCUGAUUUUAGUUUCAUGCCAAUAUUAAUGAUCAAAAACCAAUCACUUUUUUGUGUUCAUUUCCUGUAUCCGAUGUUGUCAUGUAAAUAGGUAAAGAAAAAAAAGAUAUUUUACAAAGCUCGUGUAAAUAGACCCGGAAAAUAUGAGUCUUUUUUCAAAAGCAAAAACAGGCUUUCUUGUGUGAACGCUCUCCAGCUGAAAAAAACGCUUAUUUUAGUUCUGGUCCGACAGUUCAGUGACGAUGUGACAGUGGUCUUUACUAUUCAUCACUUUACCCUCAAGAAACCACACACACAGUGGGCCACUUCACAUCAUUUCAAUGGAGGCUGUAAUAAAGAUAAUAGCAUGCCUUGGUUUUCCCACGGCCCAUUGUCCCCCUGGUCCCUUGCUGCAGUGGCAACAGUGUAAACCAUUAAAUAAAAAUUUAAUAGGCUUGUUUGCCAUUAGCCGAGGGAGCGGCGCACAUGAUCUUUGGAGACUGGACUGUUCCUUGCAGAGUCGACGUGACGGACACCGACAUGCUGCCCAUUAGUUUGUAAUUACCCUGUCGUUAAUUAUACAGUGGUGCUGUGAAUGCUGGGGAAUGUAGUAUUUGCCACUGCUUGAGAGCUAGGUGGACUCUGACAGUUAGCUCUGCUAGGGUAACUAGGGUUUUAGCACAGGCAGCAUACAGUAUUUGAGCACUGAAAUGUUUGUGUGCGUGCCUGUACAUGUAAGUAUAAGUCCAUAUGUGCUGUGUGCGUGUGCUGUGUGUGUCUUACACUGAAUUAAAAAAUGGAUUAUCAUGUAUAUCGCUGUCAUCAAUUCUAUGGGUGGAGCGCUCUGCAUGUGUGUCUGAGAAUCCCCUCUACCCCUUUUUGCUCCAUUGGUUUUACCCCAUAAAACUGACUUUGUUUUCUCCCCCAAAGCACGAUGUGUAAACUGUACCUGCAAUCUUGGAGUUGCUCUGUAGCCUGUUAAGACAACUGUAAAUAGGGAGCACAGUGCCUGAUGGCCAUGAGAUUUGUACAUGUUAUUUUAUAUCUGAAUAUGAGUCUUUUUCCCCAUUCCCUCUUCCCAAAUCUCUCCCCCUCGGACUCCGUCUCUGUCUCCAUAGAGAGUACUGGUGUGUUACUAGCUUCGUGGAUUGUGUCCCCCCCUCUUGUCCCCUUCUGGACUGUGCUUACGCAGGUAGUGGAAACUGUCGACGUGGCCGUAACUUGUGGAACACCCUGUAACAAACCUCCUGUCAUUUUAUCAUCUGUAAAUAAACAUGUCCUGGUAAAAGAUGA